GCGGUCAGCGGCGAUGUGGCCGCUGUUGCGAGGGUUGUCGUGGCGCUCCGCGCUGGCCCGCGCCGGUCGCGCCCCUCUCCAGGCCGGGCGCCGCGCGGACUCGUGCUAUCCCGGUAGCGCCGGCGAGCUGCGGGGCGAACCGGACAGAUUCGGGGGCGUCACGGUGCACCUGACGCAGCUCCACGCUCUGGGCCACCUGGACGCCGCCGCCUUCCAGAAGGCCUUACAGGCUGCCAUACAACAAUGGCAAUCAGAAGGUAGACUAGCAGUAUGGCUGCACAUUCCUAUCCUCCAGAGCCGAUUUAUUGCCCCUGCUGCCACCCUGGGCUUCCGCUUCCACCAUGCAGAAUCAGAUUCAUCAACUCUGACCCUGUGGCUGAGAGAAGGGCCCAGCAGAUUACCUGGCUAUGCUACACAUCAAGUUGGAGUCGCAGGAGCUGUAUUUGAUGAAAAUACUAGGAAAGUACUAGUCGUACAGGAUCGAAAUAAAUUAAAAAACACAUGGAAGUUUCCAGGAGGCCUCUCAGAGCCGGGAGAGGAUAUUGGGGACACAGCAAUCCGAGAAGUGUUUGAAGAGACAGGGAUAAAAUCAGAAUUCAGGUCCCUCCUGAGUAUUCGACAGCAGCACAGGAGUCCAGGAGCAUUUGGGAAAUCAGAUAUGUAUAUCAUCUGCCGCCUUAACCCAAACUCAUUCACCAUAGACUUUUGCCAUCAUGAAUGCCUGAGGUGCGAGUGGAUGGAUCUCAAUGCCCUUGCAAAGACUGAAAAUACCACUCUCAUCACCCGCAGAGUUGCGAGACUUCUGCUCUAUGGAUACAGAGAAGGGUUUGACAAGAUUGAUUUCACCAUGGAAGAACUGCCGGCAGUGUACACGGGCCUGUUUUAUAAACUCUAUCACAAACACCUGCCAGACAAUUACAAAACUAUGACAGGAAUAGAUUAAAUUCACAUUUACACGUUCUCAAUAUGUUUAACCCAGUCACCCAGAUUAAUGCCAAACAUAGGAGAUUUGGGAUGGAUUAAAGGCCUGAUGCUAAAUUUUCUUAAUGUAGUUGAUGUCUAUGAUAAGAAUUUGUAAACACACAUUUUAAAAUCCUCUUU
Molecule: messenger RNA, 1101 nt
Organism: Dipodomys spectabilis (banner-tailed kangaroo rat)
Lineage: Eukaryota; Metazoa; Chordata; Mammalia; Rodentia; Heteromyidae
Gene: Nudt6
Product: nudix hydrolase 6
Exons: 5
Coding region: 14-943 (309 amino acids)
Molecular function (GO): NAD binding; ADP-ribose diphosphatase activity; NADH pyrophosphatase activity
Source: RefSeq, a predicted model, not a curated record